AUGACAAUAAUCGCAUUUAUUUCCCAAAAAGGGGGGGUAGGAAAAAGCACUCUCACCCAAGCCUUAGCAGUCGAAGCUAAGAAAAAGAAAAUAAGCGUCUUAUUAGCAGAUUGCGAUAGUCAACAAGCAACUAAUUAUGAUCUAAUAAUAAUUGAUGGUCCCGCUAGAACUAGUACUGGAACUUUGGAGAUUGCCAAAAAGGCUGAUUUACUAAUUCAACCGACUGGAGCCAGUCGAGCCGAUUUAAUUCCCGCGGUCAAAGAAUUUCAUGCCCUAGUCAAAGCAGGAAUUAAUAAAAAAAAGCUUUUAUUCAUCCUAAACCAUAUCGGCAGUAAAGCCGAAGCAGAAAUAGCCCAAGAAUAUUUAAAAGAUACUGGUUAUGCUUCCCUUCCAAUUGCUUUAUUAGAAAAAGUUUCUUUUCGGCAAAUUCAGAAUGAGGGAAAAAGUAUUACCGAAAUAAACUUUAAAACUUUACGAAAACAAACCAAAGCUCUGAUAGAAAAUAUUUUAGAAUAUAUUUAG
Molecule: messenger RNA, 522 nt
Organism: Funneliformis geosporum
Lineage: Eukaryota; Fungi; Glomeromycota; Glomeromycetes; Glomerales; Glomeraceae
Source: the annotation of a GenBank genome assembly